AUGCGGUUAAAACAAGAUGUUAGUCCAGUAGUUGUUGUCAUAUUUAGAUUGGUGGUUUGGCUGUAUUCUCUCAUCUCGUACCUGCCUUACCUGUUACUGAGAUCGUCUGAUUCGGAAUCGUUCUCCGAGUGCACACGGAGACUGAAAGCCCUUUCCAUGACUGGAGACCCAGCGGGACCCUACCGGGAUGUUGGAGCUUUGAGAGGGCUGGCCACUAGUCUUCAGCCAGAAGUGAACACACUGGAUCGGAUGUUUGAGUUGUCAGUAGGCCGCUAUCCUGAUCGUGACUGUCUGGGCACAAGAGAGCUGCUGAGCGAGGAAGACGAGGUUAUAGAGGAUGGAAGAGUCUUCAAAAAGGUGAUUUUGGGAGAGUAUCGCUGGAUGUCGUAUGAUCAGAUGUAUAAAGCGGUGAACGCGUUCGGGAGCGGUUUGGCCGCUCUGGGGCAGAAACCUUUCAAAAACAUUGCCAUAUUCUGCGAGACUAGGGCUGAGUGGAUCAUAGCAGCACAGGCCUGUUUCAUGUAUAACUUCCCAUUGGUAACUCUUUACUCUACUCUGGGAGGUCCUGCUAUCAUUCAUGGACUCAAUGAAGCUGAAGUUUCCCAUAUCAUCACCAACAAAGAACUACUGGACACCAAACUCAAGGUCAUUUUGCUGGAGGUGCCGAGGUUACGGCACAUUAUUGUCGUUGACAAUAAACUCAAGGCCGACUCUGAAUACCCACGAGGCAUCAGUGUGCACAGCAUGGCUGCUGUACAGAGACUGGGGGCCCAGCCUGAGAAUGUGUCUAUGCAAAGACAGCCUCCGUGUGCAUCUGAUGUGGCCGUGAUAAUGUACACCAGUGGUUCUACAGGAAUACCGAAAGGAGUCAUGAUCUCCCACAGCAAUAUUAUUGCAGGAGUUACAGGCAUGGCCAGGAGGAUUCCCAACCUCGGUGAGGAUGACACGUAUAUCGGUUACCUUCCAAUGGCUCAUGUGUUAGAGUUGAGCGCUGAGAUUGUGUGUUUGGCUCAUGGAUGUAGAAUUGGCUACUCUUCUCCACAAACACUCGCUGACCAGUCAACAAAGAUAAAGAAGGGAAGCAAAGGAGACACUACAGUCCUGCAGCCCACUCUAAUGGCAGCAGUACCAGAAAUAAUGGAUCGGAUUUAUAAGAAUGUGAUGCUAAAAGUGGAAGAUAUGAACCUUCUUCAGAGGACUCUGUUUUCACUGGCAUACAACUAUAAGAUGGAGCAGCUUGCUAUGGGAUACACCACCCCGCUGUGUGACAAGCUGGUUUUCCGGAAGGUUCGGGCAUUAUUAGGUGGGCGUUUACGGGUGUUAUUGUCAGGCGGAGCCCCUCUGUCUGCUGCAACCCAGCGGUUCAUGAACAUUUGUUUCUGCUGUCCGGUGGGUCAGGGUUACGGCCUCACAGAGACCUGCGGAGCUGGAACCAUCAGCCAGCUUUGGGAUUACAGUACAGGAAGAGUUGGCGCACCUCUGGUUUGCUGUGAAAUUCAACUGAAGGACUGGAUAAAGGGUGGGUAUCGGAGCACAGACAAGCCUUGUCCACGAGGAGAGAUUCUGAUUGGGGGCUCCAAUGUAUCCAUGGGUUACUACAAGAACAAGGAGAAGAACUGUGAAGAUUUCUUUGUGGAUAAGAAAGGCCAGAGAUGGUUCUGCACCGGAGACAUUGGCGAGUUUCACGGAGACGGUUGCCUGAAGAUUAUUGACCGUAGGAAAGACCUGGUGAAGCUACAGGCAGGAGAAUACGUGUCCCUGGGAAAGGUGGAGGCCGUCUUGAAAAACUGCCCUCUCAUCGAUAACAUCUGUGCUUAUGCUAACAGUGAUGAAUCUUUUGUGAUUGGCUUCGUGGUACCCAAUCAGAAGCAGCUCCUGGCGCUGGCAGAAAGGAAGUGUGUCAGAGGUUCGUGGGAGGAGCUUUGUAACAGCCCUCUCAUUGAAGAGGAGGUGCUUACGGUCAUCACAGACGCAGCACUGACAGCCCAGUUGGAGCGGUUUGAGAUUCCUCGUAAGAUCCGCUUGAGCUCUGAGCCCUGGACCCCAGAGACCGGCUUGGUGACAGACGCUUUUAAACUCAAACGCAAAGAGCUAAAAACUCACUACCAGACUGACAUUGAGCGGAUGUACGGUAUCAAGUAGAACCAAAUCACUGCCGACUCCAACCAGAUGAAACCGGACCACUGACCAUGACUGCAUGGAAAGUAACUUUUUGCAACAUAGCAACCACCAAUCAGGAUGGAGAUUUCCUAAUGACAUGUAAAAAUGAUUGAAAAGAUAAUUUGACAAUGUUUUGAGAUGAUAUCUGAAAAUGUUCAACAAACAAACCAGCAAGAUACACCCAGCUUUAAAAAAAACACUCUUAAGCUUAUAAAU
Xyrauchen texanus (razorback sucker) is the source of this 2376-nucleotide messenger RNA. RefSeq names its product fatty acid CoA ligase Acsl3-like. The record is from RefSeq and is a predicted model, not a curated record. The coding region runs from base 1 to 2142 and encodes 713 amino acids. Gene Ontology annotation, biological process: neuron differentiation; long-chain fatty-acyl-CoA metabolic process; long-chain fatty acid metabolic process. Gene Ontology annotation, cellular component: endoplasmic reticulum; plasma membrane; lipid droplet. The transcript has 14 exons. Gene Ontology annotation, molecular function: long-chain fatty acid-CoA ligase activity. Lineage: Eukaryota; Metazoa; Chordata; Actinopteri; Cypriniformes; Catostomidae.